GGAGGUUUUCCUGCUUUUCCUAGUCCUACAUAUUCUAAACCACAAAAUAUGGUCUAUUGUUUUCCUAUAAUUUUGUUUCCUAUCACAACAUUUCUCAUUCUGACCAUCUUAAUAUUCGUAUUCUUGAUUCUCCUUAAACGUAAGGAUGAAAAAGCUAAACCCGAGACAAGGGCAACCAAGGCCAGAGAUGUGUUUUCAAUUUGGAAUUAUGAUGGAAAAAUUGCAUUUGAAGAAAUGAUUGAAGCAACCGAGGACUUUGACAUCAAAUACUGCAUUGGAAAUGGGAGUCAUGGUAGUGUUUACAGGGCACAACUACCAAAUGGUAGGGUAAUUGCUUUGAAGAAGCUACACAGUUUAGAAGCUGAGAAGACAACUAUCCUUAACAAUUUCCAAAAUGAGGCUCAUAUACUAUCCAAAUUACGACAUCAGAAUAUUAUUAAGCUUUAUGGAUUUUGUUUACAUAAAAAAGGCAUGUUUUUAAUUUAUAAGUACAUGAAGAGGGGAAGCUUGUUUUCUGUUCUACGAAACAAUGAUGAAGCUAUUGAGUUGGAUUGGAGUAAAAGGGUAAACAUUGUUAAGAAUAUUGCUCAUGCUUUGUCUUACUUACAUCAUGACUGCACUCCAUCAAUCGUUCACCACGACCUACCAAGCAACAACAUUCUACUAAACUCAAAAUUGGAAGCAUUUGUUGCUGACUUUGGAUUGGCUAGACUUCUACAUCCUGACUCUUCCAAUAGAACCAUAUUAGCUGGAACUUAUGGAUAUAUAGCCCCAGGUGAAGUACUCAGUUACUCUUCUCAUAGAUAUUUGUGA
Messenger RNA from Pistacia vera, 813 nucleotides. Its product is annotated as MDIS1-interacting receptor like kinase 2-like. Gene Ontology annotation, biological process: protein phosphorylation. The transcript has a single exon. Bases 49 to 813 code for a protein of 254 amino acids. NCBI's taxonomy places the organism in Eukaryota, Viridiplantae, Streptophyta, Magnoliopsida, Sapindales, Anacardiaceae. Gene Ontology annotation, molecular function: ATP binding; protein kinase activity. The record is from RefSeq and is a predicted model, not a curated record.